This is a messenger RNA of Linum tenue, 5064 nucleotides long. The record is from the annotation of a GenBank genome assembly. NCBI's taxonomy places the organism in Eukaryota, Viridiplantae, Streptophyta, Magnoliopsida, Malpighiales, Linaceae.
CGCAAUCCCAUAAAUAUAUAAUCCCCGCCUCUCUCUUCCUCUGCAUCUCUGUACUUUUGAGCCUUUCCUUCUUUCCCUAUCUGGGAAUCUAGGGUUUCCGCGAUUCCUUACCCCUCUGCAGAUCCAUUCCCCUCUUCAAAACCCCAACUUUCUCUUCUUCCCUCCUUCAAUUCCGUCUUUUGAUUCUCUCGAAUACCGUUUUGUUUUCUUUUCCCCUAAUUUUCUGCCUUGUGGGUUUGUGGGGUUUUCGUUUUGUUUGGUCACUGAAGCAAACCGUUACUGUCUUCCCCGGUUCCCCCUUUCUCCAUCGCUCGUCUAAGCUCCAAGGGCUUUGAUUGCGCCUAACCCUGUGCUAUUCGUUAAUUAUUUGUUCUUAAUUUUGGUCGGCGCGGGCGUUUGCUCCAAUUUCGUAUUGGGUUUCCGGUGAAGUGCAGCGCUCGAUUUCGAUUCUUUUGAAUUUAGGAAGAAAGCGUUCUGUUUUUUUUUUUUUUUUGAAUGGCUAAGAUGGGCGAGGAAGAGGUUGACUAUGAAAGCGAUCUAGAGGAGGAGAAGCGUCCCCUGGGAUUGCGGAGGCGCGAGGCUGCCAGUGAUGACGAGGAAGUUGAUGGCGAAUUGGAGAAGAAGCGUCUUGGGCUGGAUCGGAGGGCGCCCAUUCAUUCCGAUGAUGAAUCUGAUGAUCAAGGUGGGGCUGCGGAUUAUGAUGAAGAAGACGAAGAAGAGGAGCCAUUAGAUGGAGGAGAAGAAGAAGUUUAUGGUGAAGAUGAAGAGGACGGUUAUGUGGUUGGGAAUGAGAGGGACCAUGGUGAGGAGAUAGAAGGUUUUCAGGGACAGAAAGAGGAAAACACAAUUCCAGUAAGAGGAGAAGCUGGUGAAGUAGAGGGUGGAGACAGAGAUAUGGAGGGUGGGAAUUUGGAAGAUGGGAUGGAAGAUAGGGAGGAUGAGGAUAUAAUUGGCGAGGAAGGGGAUGAAGAGGGGAAGAAAGAGAAUGAACCUUUCGCUGUACCAACUGCUGGGGCUUUUUACAUGCACGAUGAUCGGUUUAGGGAAAGUUCUGGUGGUCGAAACAGGCGAACCUAUGGUGGGCAGAAGCUGUGGGAGUCCAAAGAUGACAAAAGGUGGGGGCAUGACAAAUUCGAAGAGAUGUCUUCACUGGAAAGACAUCAUGACCAGGGUAGAAGAAACUCUAGAGGCAGUUAUCGUGGUCGUGGUGGUAAGAGUCGUGGUCCAGAACAAGGGUAUGGAAGAAGAAGCAGCUCUGGUGCAUUCAGCAAUGGGAACAACCAGAGCCAGGGACCUAAAAGUGUGAGAGGGAGAGGCCCCAGAAAGUAUGAACCUAACUGGAAGAACAGUAGUCCAGCACCUUCUUUGCAAAAUAAGCGGGCUGUUGAGAAGACAUCACAUGGUUUGGGUAGAGCAGCAACAGCAACAGUCAUGUCAAAUCCAGAAUCAGACCAAGUGCCACCAGCAACAAAACAUUCAAGCUUAAAUUCUGCUUCUCCUCCAUUUUAUCCUUCCGGGUCUUCAAGUAAAGAUGCUACUGUGACACAGAAAAAUAAUAUGCAAUCUGGAAGUGCAAGUCGGAAUAAUGUGCAGCAGACUGGUCCACUAGCACGUGGGAAAAAUGUAUCCGACACUGUUGCCAUGGACAAACUUUACAUUGAUGACCGUGCUCCAUUGAGUUCUGGGAAGGCUUUCAACAAUAUUAAGAUGCCACUGGUUUCUUCUUCAAUGGUCAACAACUCCUCACAAACGUCUCAAACCAGGGCUCAUGGAAGAGCUGUACCUGUUUCUGGACAGGUGGGUUAUCAAUCGACUGUCCCUCAGAACCAAGUCAAUAGAACCUCUCAAGCAGCUCAACACCAUGCAGUUCAGCGAGGUGUUUCCCAAAGCCGGGUUCAGUCCUCUGCUCAAGCACCUAGUCAGCAGUCAUCACAGCGUUCUGGUGGAGGAUCUCGAGCUUCUUCUCCACCCAGUUCAGCUAUGUCAGAAAAUUCUUAUGAACAUGGUGAAGCUGAAAGUACUUCAGAGUCUAGUAAAUCUAGGACAGCAUUGGUUGGGCAGGGGAAAGGUCCGUUCAUGUAUGGGGGAGCUCAAGUUGUGGCAACCUCUGGAGCUAUGGGUGUUGUCCCUGGUGAUCAGAACUUCCCUGCAAGACCUGCUUUCUUUCCUGUGAUGCAAAUUGGUGGCCAGCAUCCUGGUGGCAUGGGUGUUCCUGCUCUUGGCAUGGCUUUUCCUGGAUAUGUUGCUCAGAAUCAACAUGGUUUGGGGAAUUCAGAAAUGACAUGGUUGCCAGUUUUGACUGGUGCUGCAGGAGCCUUAGGUGCUGCGUACUGUCCUUCCUAUCUUACUGUUGAUGGCUCUUCUUAUCAUGCACUGCCAGCCGGGCAGGCAUCCUCUACGAGCUCUUCUAGCAAAGAGACCAACGCGAGCAAAUCAAACAAUGAAUUGAAACCUUCACAAAGACCUGGUAGGAAAAGUGACCUUUUACCUAUUCCGCGGGUGACGAAUAUGGGCAACGACAGAAGCCUCGCAGGCUGUGCGUGUUUACAUCAGGCCCUUUGUGUUCUCCAGCAUGGAGUGCUUUGUGCGACAGACCAUCCCAAAGAAAUGUUAGGUAAAUCCCCUUGUGGUCAGGCUUUACAGAUUCCGUUAGCAACAAAACAUUCUGCCAAGCAAGUGCUCAACGCCGACAAGAUUGUUACGUGCGCGAUAGGUGAUUUGAUCGCUGAGAUAGUUUACAGGAAGAGAAGAAUCCCGCGUUUUCUACUGAAGAGGAUUGUCAAUGCUGUUGAGCUCGGGAUCGUUAUGGAGGAGAGCACACUGAGAACAGAUUUGCAUGUGAAUACGUCUAGGCAAUCACCGUUGAGGCCGAAUGGAAACCUUAAGUCCAUGGGAUCUGCUGGAAGAACAACGCCUAGGAACUCUCCUACUUAUAGGAGGUUGAAUUCCAGCAGAACUCCAAGGAGGGAAGGGAGAGGAAGUGGAGGAGGUAGAUUCCAGUGGUUUCGGAGCAAUCGGAUUGUAUACUGGCUGCUUCUGAUUACUCUCUGGACUUACCUAGGGUUCUAUGUUCAGUCUAGGUGGGCUCAUGGUAUUAACAAGGAUGAAUUUCUAGGGUUUGGAGGUAGAAAUCGGAUUGCAGAAGCGAAGAAUUCUCAGGAGAAUAAUAAUCCAAGGGUGUUGCUGGGCAAUGAGUCUUCUCUAGAUGUAAAUGGUAGUACAAUCCAUGUGGAAGAUGGGAAAGGGAUUGAGGUUGUUUUGGCCAAGAAGGAAUAUGAAGCAUCAAAUAAUCAGAGCGUGGUCCCGAAAAAGAAAGAGAAGAGAUCUGUACGCAGGCAACGCGGUAGAGGACGUGGCAGGAAGAAGGCGAAAAUUGAGGUUGUAAGAGAUGAUGUAGAGGUGGAAGAACCAGAUGUCCCUAAAAGGAAUACUUCCUAUGGUUUGCUUGUUGGUCCAUUUGGGACAACAGAGGACAAAGUUUUAGAAUGGAGUCCCGAGAAGCGAAGUGGAACUUGUGAUAGGAAGGGUGCCUUUGCACGUCUUGUAUGGUCGAGGAAAUUCGUUUUGAUUUUCCACGAGCUCUCCAUGACUGGAGCUCCACUUUCCAUGUUGGAAUUAGCAUCAGAACUUUUGAGCUGUGGGGCCACUGUUUCGGUUGUAGUUCUCAGCAGGAAAGGUGGGCUGAUGCCAGAACUUACCAAGAGAAGGAUCAAAGUGCUUGAUGAUAAAGCAGAUUUCAGCUUCAAAACUGCCAUGAAGGCUGAUCUUGUCAUUGCUGGAUCAGCAGUUUGUGCAUCGUGGAUAGAUCAAUAUAUUACUCGGUUUCCAGCUGGGGGAAGUCAAAUUGUGUGGUGGAUUAUGGAAAACAGGAGGGAGUACUUUGAUCGCUCGAAGAUUGUCCUUGACAGAGUCAAAAUGCUAGUCUUUCUUUCUGAAUCCCAGGCCAGACAAUGGCAAACUUGGUGUGAGGGAGAAAGCAUCAAGCUCAGAUCCCCACCAGCUGUGGUGGAACUUUCUGUCAAUGACGAGUUGGCUUUUGUAGCUGGGAUCCCAUGUUCACUAAAUUCUCCAUCUUCUAGCCCGGAGAAGAUGGUCGAGAAGAAACAGUUACUCCGGGAUUCAGUUAGGAGAGAGAUGGGAUUGAAUGAUAGUGAUAUGCUUGUGAUGUCUCUCAGCAGCAUAAACCCUGGCAAGGGUCAGCUGUUACUUCUUGAAUCAGCAAAGCUGUUGAUUGAACAUGAUGAUCUACAAAAAGGAAGGAAUUCGGAUGUAGAGAGAGAUCUAUCUGACCUGGCCGGGAAACAUCAUUUAAGAUCGUUGUUGCAAGACACACAUCUUAGGAGGGUUCUUUCUUACAGUGCAGUAGCACAGGAAUCGAAACUUAAAGUUCUUGUGGGCUCUGUUGGAUCCAAGAGCAAUAAGGUGCCUUACGUUAAGGAACUUUUGGGUUUCUUAUCCCGGCAUUCAAAUUUGUCAAAGUCGGUCUUGUGGACUCCAGCAACAACUAGGGUGGCAUCACUUUAUUCUGCAGCAGAUGUUUAUGUCAUAAACUCCCAGGUGUUAGGAACAGAAGCUGGAGGGACGAUAGAAAUCGUGGAGAACAACGUAACGGGGCUCCUCCACCCGGUGGGGCGUCCAGGGAGUCGUGUUCUUGCCGAGAACCUAAGAUUCUUGCUCGAGAAUCCGGAAGUGAGGAAAGAAAUGGGGAUGAAAGGGAGGCAGAAAGUAGAGAGGAAGUACCUGAAGAAGCAUAUGUACAAGAAGUUCGGUGAGGUGCUGUACAAGUGUAUGCAAAUCAAAUGAAAAACGUUUGGGCCUGUUAUAGAGAGAACACAUACUAUUCUUUCAUUGGUUUUUUUUGGGGCAACUGAAGGCCAAUCCACUAGCGUGGAUUCCUGAUACAUGCGUGUACUUGCGUUACUGUCUUUGUUGUAUCCAAAUGUUACCAAUUUGUAUUCCAAUACUGGCGAGGGAGCAGACGGUGGCUGGCAGCAAUCCAUUAUGGCGAUAUCCAACAUUCUGUUCAUGGUGGUAUAUUUCAAGUUUCAAAUUAAGCACGAUUUA